GCCGCGUAGACAGGAGUGUGUAGCUAACUUCAGUUCAUAUUGUCAAUUGUUUAAAAGACAACACGUCCUUUUUGUUAUCAGUUGGCAAAUAGCAAGUGUAGGUGUAGGUGUUAUAUAUAUUAUAAGUAAAGCUUGAAAAUGGUGUAUCUAAAUCAAGAAGACUUCGGUACAUUUAAAAAUGAAACAGUAAAGAAGUUUACUUGGCGGACAGAUCAAGGGUUCUCAGUAUCAGUGAUUUCCUAUGGAGCCAUCAUACAAUCUAUUCUGGUGCCCGACAAAUAUGGACUCAGCAGAGACGUGGUCCUAGGUUUUGAUGAUCUAGAUGGCUAUGUGAAUAGAAAUAGCCCCUACCUGGGUGCAACAGUUGGUCGGUGUGCCAACAGAAUUGGUGGUGCUGAGUUCCAAAUAGAUGGCAAGACAUAUGUGGUCGUUAAGAAUAUUGGCAAUGAUCACUUGCAUGGCGGAAUCGUGGGUUUUGAUAAGGUCAACUGGAAUUCAUCAGUAGACGGUACCAAAGUAACAUUCAGUUAUUUAUCAAAAGACGGUGAAGAGGGCUACCCUGGGAAUCUAAUCACCAACGUCAUCUAUGAGGUGACGGGUGACGAUUCGCUGCAUGUUACCUUUAAGUCGAUAACUGAUAAGAAGACUUUAUUGAACCUCACAAAUCAUUCGUAUUUCAACUUGGCCGGCCAUAACGCUGGAUCAGACGGUUUAUUUGAUCAUGUCAUCAAUAUAAAUGCUGAUAAGAUAACGGAAACGAAUUCAGGGUCUAUCCCCACCGGCCGGCUGAUCAAAGUGGGUGGGACUCCGUUUGACUUGCGUGUUCCCAUUCGUCUUGGAGACGCUAUGAGCAAAGCAGAGAAUUUGUUUGACGAUAACUUCUGUGUUACUACAUUUGGGCGAAAGGAUUUGAACUUUGUAUCACGCGUGUACCACCCAGAUACGGGGAGAUAUCUAGAAGUAUACAGCAAUCAGGCAGGAGUCCAGCUAUAUACUGGCAACUCUCUCCCGGAUCCCUCAGAUUCUGCUCUCAUCGGAAAAGAUGGUGCCGGUUACAGACGUCACGGGGCGUUUUGCUUGGAAACUCAAAAUUAUCCGGAUGCCAUCCACCAUACUAACUUCCCGGAUGGUGUGUUGAAGCCGGGCGAUUUGUAUGACCAUAAAGUGAUAUACCGUUUUGGCGUCGAAAAGGCAAAUGGACCACGUGUGGUCAACGUUUGAUGAAUAGAUUUUCCCUUAUUAUAGGUUUAUUUUGUUUUCAUUGUGGGAAAACAGGACAAUUUUUUUUAUUUAUAAAGGAUAUUUGAUAAUUAUGUAUCUAAUAAAUAAUAUUUUUAAACAUAAAAAAACGAGAUUAUAGACGGUCUUAAAUACUUCCUUGGCAUUUUACAUUUUAGCUCUUACAUAAUAAUGUUUUAUAUGAACAAAGAUUAAAU
Molecule: messenger RNA, 1436 nt
Organism: Zerene cesonia (dogface butterfly)
Lineage: Eukaryota; Metazoa; Arthropoda; Insecta; Lepidoptera; Pieridae
Product: galactose mutarotase-like
Exons: 6
Coding region: 139-1221 (360 amino acids)
Biological process (GO): beta-D-galactose catabolic process via UDP-galactose, Leloir pathway; glucose metabolic process
Molecular function (GO): aldose 1-epimerase activity; carbohydrate binding
Source: RefSeq, a predicted model, not a curated record